Messenger RNA from Octopus sinensis (East Asian common octopus), 3426 nucleotides. RefSeq names its product solute carrier family 22 member 8-like. The coding region runs from base 307 to 2025 and encodes 572 amino acids. The record is from RefSeq and is a predicted model, not a curated record. Lineage: Eukaryota; Metazoa; Mollusca; Cephalopoda; Octopoda; Octopodidae. The transcript has 10 exons. Gene Ontology annotation, biological process: transmembrane transport. Gene Ontology annotation, molecular function: transmembrane transporter activity.
AUACAUUUACAUGAACAAACAUUUUUGUUUGUUCAUGUAAAUGUAUUGAAAUAAUGUGUUGACAUUUAUAUAAAUUUUGUACUAGUUUAAUUUCUAAAUUAUAUUCCACGGCAUAGGUUUGCUAGAGUAAACAGAUUCAAACUAGUUACAUUCUAAUUUGCAUGAAAUCCAUUUGAAAUAUUACAAACAUGUAGAAAGAUCACAUACAAAAGCUACAUACAAACACACGUACAAAGAAACACACUCGGUUUAUAUAUAUAGGAAAACGAAUCGACGAACUGUGGAAUUUACAUCAACGAAGAUAAGAUGAAGUCUUCUCAAAUUGAUGUUGAUGGAGUCCUACGUGCUCUGGGACAAACAGGAUUUUUCCACACCAGUCAGUGCAUCCUGAUUUGUGCCUCUGUAAUUGUAGCAUCAACAAAUAGUUUAUUCUACAUAUUCUAUGCACUCACUCCGGAAUACAGAUGCAACAAUCUGACAGACUUUCAGCUCAAUCAAUACAACAUUUCGAUCAAUGAAGUCAGUCUCAUAUAUGAUAAAUGCUCCAUACAUAUCCUGAAUAUCGAUGGAAGGGAUACUACCGAGAAUCGAACUCUAGACUGCCUGAAUGGUUAUUACUAUAACACACCAGUUGAUAAGUCUAUAGUGUCACAGUGGGACCUGGUUUGUGAUAGACAAGGACUGGCGGAAUUAACUCAAACGUUUUAUAAUUUGGGUCAAGUGCUUAGCGGUCUGCUAACAACAUGUUUGAUCGAAAAGUUCGGGAGAAAACCACUCAGAGUAUCAAGUCACAUCAUGCUGCUAGUCUUCAAUUUAAUUGCAGCAUAUUCUCCGUCGUAUUGGGUGUUUACUGCAAUGAAACUUUUGACUGGAGGCGUUCGUGAGAUAUAUUUUCUUAGCUCUGUUGCUUUGGUAUGCGAACUAUACCCGAAGGAAAAACGUAUCAUUAUGUCUGGCAUAUUUAUGUGUUGUUGGGGAUUAUAUAAUACUACUCUCGGUUUGAUAGCCUACUUGUUGAAGGAUUACGGUUGGAAUACGUUAUUCUUGUUUAAUGUUGUCAUCUCGGGAUAUUUCCUAGUGGAUUACUUUUUUCUGAAGGAAUCUAUCCGGUGGCUCUUUGCCAAUUCAAAAGUCAAAACGGCUAAGAAAAUUAUUAGGAACGCAGCAAAACAAAACAACAUCGACUUUGAUAGUGUCUGGAAUAUGACUUUAAAAGAUACCGCAGUAAAACACUCUGAUGGUCACGUGAACGAAACCAGUUUUGAGUACCAAAACAGCGACUCCAAAGUCCAACAAGAUGCCACAACUGUUGUCGAAGAUACACAGUCAGAAACAAAGGAAGAAUCCUCAAUGUUUGUCAAUUUACUCGCAAUCUUUAAGUCACCCUAUCUGAGGAAAGUAACUAUCGUUGUGUCUAUAGAAUGGGCUGUAAAUACAACGGCGUGGAACAGUAUUUUUCAAAUGCUAGAAGUUCUUGCUGGCAACAUCUAUCUCAACUCUUUCAUAAUGUCUUUGUUUGAUGUGUUUGCUAUCGGGAUUUACUCCGUACUAGCGAGAAGGUUUGGUCACAAAAUAUCACUGCAAUGCUUGAAAUCACUUGCUGCUACGUCAGUCAUCUCAGCAUCCCUAAUAAAGAUAUUCGCAGAGAGCAAUAACACAAUGGAAUAUAUCAUCCUCGCUUUGUACAUUUUGGCUGUUGCUGGACUGAAUGCUGCCUCCUGUGGUGAUUACAUUUACACCUCGGAACUCUAUCCUACACAAAUAAGAAGUAUUGGAAGUGGUUUCGCUACAACUUUCACGCGGAUUGUAUGCUUGACAUCACCUUUCCUGAAACUCCUGGCAUUGGUAGUUCCGUGGGCUCCUGGGAUUAUCAUAGGAACCGGAUGUAUAGUUUCUUCAAUUUUGGUUCAAGUAUUUCUACCAGAAACUGGAGACCGCGUUCUACCACAGACAAUCGAGGAUGUGACCCAAAUGGAGAAGGAAAAGAAAGGGAAUAAAAUUUACACUAUAUCCCACAGAGAAUGAGAUAAUCAAUAUAAUCUGUAGCCUCAAUCAGUAAAAUUUCGUUUAUAUAAAUUCAGAACACGUAGUCUAUGUUGAAGUGAUGUGUGUAUGUAUAUAUACAUAUAUCACAUUACAUUAUAUUAUAUAUUAUAUUAUAUUAUAUUAUAUUAUAUUAUAUUAUACUAUACUAUAUUGUAUUAUAUCAUAUGAUGUAUAUUAUAUGUAAAAAGCUGGGAAUAAGUUUCUUAUAUGAUUAGGCACUGAAGGGCUAAUCAUCUGAUAGAUUCUUUAUAUAAGGAAAUAUGAAAAUGGUACUAUUUUAUCCAGAAUGUUCAUCAUUCUGUCACCUGAGCGAUCCUACAAUAUCAUGGAACUUAGAGUCUUGUUUGACUUAUCAUAUUCAGAUGUAUAUAUCGGUCUACAACUUCUGCUGAGUAAUUCACUUUGACAUGCAAUAUUCAAGAGAUCAGAAAAGUCCACUCGGAAGGUUUCAACGGGAAUAGGAAGAUUUUACCCAAGAUGGAUAAAAGGACACAAUCAAGAAAGAAUUAGAAGCGCAUUUUUACCAGUGAAAAAUAAUAUCCGAUAUUUUAGUUAAUUGCAUUGUAUUAUAAUCAUACAUUAAGCAAAAACCUUUUUGAAAAAUGCGAUUAAAUACACUCGUUUUCAUUGAACACCAAUUUUAGUAAUGCUAGCUCCCAAACUAUUCGGUUUGCCCAGCUUUUACAAUUUAUUCAUUGAAAUUAAUAUCGGGAAAGAACCUGCGGAUUCGGGACCUACAUUUUACAUGCAACUGCCCAUACAAACUAUCUUCAACGGAGGCUUCUUGAAAAUGACAUCGAAAACGUUAGAAAUAUUUUAGUCAGCGAAGCUAUGAAGUCGAUGGUUGAUAAGUGUACUUGGAUAAACAAACAUCCAAUCUCACUCAAACCAUAGUCUAUGAAUUGGAGGCCAUAUUUAAAAAAUAAAAACAAGAAAAUAAAUAUCAAAAUAUAAAAUAAAAUGACUAAAAGAUCUUUUAAAAAAUGAUAUUUGUCGGUCUUUUAUUGUCGGUCUUGUAUCGUCGGUCCUUUAUCGUCCCGACAGUGAAAACGACUACUGGAGUAGAGAUAGAAACACAGAAAUAUAAUAUAUCAAAGAAGGAAGAGAUAUUUGGUGGAAAGUUUUAAGCAAAAAUGAUUGUUGAUAAAUCGCUAAUAGAAGCGAUAAUGAUUGGGAUCGCGGAAAAUGUGACUUUAUUCCGUUCUAAAAAAAGCCUCUACAAAUUUCUUGGGCACCUACUCAAAGUGGUUUAGACCUUGCAGACAUUUCUCCAAUAUUUUGUUGAAGUUCUGGAAUCCUACAAAACCAUCAAACGAAAUAUCACUUAUCUUGAACUUUACUUUCUAUUAAAUAAAAUAUAAUCCAAUAUACAACAAUUAA